Messenger RNA from Psilocybe cubensis, 423 nucleotides. RefSeq lists its product as uncharacterized. The coding region runs from base 1 to 423 and encodes 140 amino acids. Lineage: Eukaryota; Fungi; Basidiomycota; Agaricomycetes; Agaricales; Agrocybaceae. The transcript has a single exon. The record is from RefSeq and is a predicted model, not a curated record.
AUGUCUCUCCUAAAGAAAAUACUUGCGAAAGUGCGGUCUAUGCCAAACAUAAACGACAAAAGGCAAAAGGAGGCAGAACCAUACCCCCCGCUCCCAGACUCAGUUCCACCUGGCGACAUCCGCCAUCUAAUACGUGACGUGUACUCUGGACGGUACUUUGAAAGAAUGCGCGAAAUGGAGGAAGAAUGGGCCAGGGCCCCACAAGGGACGCCACACCCCAAGACAAUGCCAAUGCUCCCUGUGCCCCCACCUGCGCACUUGCCAGACACUCCUAAAGACUCAAAAAGGAGGGAGCGCACAAUGACCACGACACUGCACCCUUCUGCUAUAGGCGAGAGAGAUGGAGGAAGGCGGACACGGGCCGAAAGGGAGGAAGAACGUCAACAAUGGCAACAUUUCCAGGAUGUGGGACUGGUGCGAUGA